Molecule: messenger RNA, 1083 nt
Organism: Python bivittatus (Burmese python)
Lineage: Eukaryota; Metazoa; Chordata; Lepidosauria; Squamata; Pythonidae
Source: RefSeq, a predicted model, not a curated record
GGUACUACAAGCAUCCUUUCCCCAAGUGCUCUCCCCGGGGGAACGCAUAGCUUGAGAACAACCCCCACCACAGAAGAGAGCGAUGGCAGCGUAGCCUCAGCUUCUACCACCUCUUCUGGGGUAACACCCAGCCCUCGCUCACAGACUAGUAGUACCGUGCACGCUCCCGCCUCAACCACAGCAUCCACAAGUGCUCUUUCCCGUGAGACAAGCAGCCUUCCAACUCGACACAGCUCCCCCGCAAGCGCAACAUUCACAGUAGACCAUGUGAGUUCUGCUACAGCAUCCGCCAGUACUGCCUCGGCGGAAGCAGAACUCUCCCCAACCACGCCCAGCCCGACACGCACUGCACACACCCAUGCACCCCCACACAGCACCUCUACACAGACCACUUCGGGGGUGAGUGAGGCUACCACAGGCGUCUUUUCCCCAAGUGCUCUCCCCGGGGGAACGCAUAGCUUGAGAACAAUGCCCACCAUGGCAGAGAGCGACGGCAGCAUAGAGUCACCUUCUACCACCUCCUCGGGGGUAACAACCAACCCUCCCUCACAGGCUAGUAGUACCGUGCACGCUCCCACCUCAACCACAGCAUCCACAAGUGCUCUCUCGCGUGAGACAAGCAGCCUUCCAACACUACACAGCUCCGCCGCAGGCGCAACCAGCACAGUAGGCCAUGUGAGUUCCAGCACAGCAUCUGCCAUUACUGCCUCGGCGGAAGCUCACGUCUCCCCAACCACGCCCAGCCCGACACGCACUGCACACACCCAUGCACCCCCACACAGCACCUCUACACAGACCACUUCGGGGGUGAGUGAGGCUACCACAGGCGUCUUUUCCCCAACUGCUCUCCCCGGGGGGACCCAUAGCUUGAGAACAACGCGCACCACGGAAGUGAGCGACGGGAGCAUAGCCUCAGCUUCUCCCACCUCUUCGGGGGUACCUCCCACCCCUACCUCCCAGUCUAGUAGUACCGUGUACGCUCCCGCCUCAACCACAGCAUCCACAAGUGCUCUCUCCCGUGAGACAAGCAGCCUUCCAACACUACACAGCUCCGCCGCAGGCGCAACCAGCACAGUAGGCCAU